GGUGCAUGCCACUGAGGCACACACACCAUGACCACGGGGCGUACACCAGCUGAGACCAGGCUAGACCUGGAGGACAUAGAGGAGCAGGGGAUCCCUCCAGGCAGACACACUGCAGAGGGACUACUGGAGGAAGUAGUGGAGGUAGAGGCAGAGGAACCAGCUCAGGAGGAGGACUCCACCCACAGUGAUACCAGGUCUCUGGUCAAGAACAGGGACCCAAGGGGAGUCAACAAGUAUCUAAAGGUGACCUUUGAGGACGUGAUAGCAGAGCCCCCCUCGGUGCGGAGCUUCGAUAAGGUGUGGCUGUGGAGCCACGCCCUAUUUGAGGUGUCCCGUCUCUGGUGCUACCGGCUCAUCUCCCUCCUCCUGGCCGUGCCCGUCUCUCUGGUAGCAGGGAUCCUCUUCGCUGUCUUCAGCUGCCUACAUAUCUGGCUGAUCAUGCCCUUUAUUCAGCUCUUCCUGAUCAACAUGCACUGGGUUCAGACUGUGUGGGGCAGUGUAUUGGACAUCGCCAUCGCUCCCUUCUUUAAGAGUAUGGGGAAGUGCUGCAGUCGCAUCAAUGUCCGACUGGCCAGGGACUGAUGUUGGGCUCUGCCACCUUCUAUGGGAGUGUGGAGGGAGUGUGGAUGGAGUGGGCUGGGUUGGGUUGAUGCACACUACAUAUGAACUGGUUGUUUGCAAUCAUGUCUCAAUCUCUAAGAAAAAUAAUGUUGCUGCCUUCUACUCUUCAAAGAACAAAUUGAAAAAAGUAGAACAUGUCAUUUUUUUGUAAAUAUGUGAAAUGAAGUUACAUGAAUUAGACAGUAUCUAAAAAUGUAAUUUAUGUGUUUUCUAUUUUGCUUAGUACAUUCAGAACUAUUAUUGGUAACGGACUAUCGGACUCAAUUUAAUCUCUAAACCACAACUUGAAAGAAAGUUGUUAGAAAUUUAGAUUAAACAUAAUGCAGCACACACACACACACACACACCACACCACACCACACCACACCACACCACACCACACCACACACACACACACAAAUUCCAUAUGCUGGUGUAAAGGAAAAAUUUCUCCUGACAGCACAGAUUAUGUGGCCAGUGAUGCAUGUAUAUCCCCAGUAAAAUAGGGGUAUGGAAUUACAUUUCCUCCACUGACUGGCCAAUUAUUUUUCUGUCUCAGGAAAAUAAUGGUUCAGGGUUUAAAAAUGAAUGCGAUUUCUUUGUUCCAGAGUGAUGUUGUCAAGAGAUUGUGUAAAUUCUGCUGAUCUGAUGCAUCCUCUUAACUGAGGUGCCGUAAUUACUGGUUGUGUCAUCUAGUUGUGCCUGUUAGAAUUUAGAAUCCAGGUCGAUUCAAAACUCAGUUUGAGAUUAAAAUCUAUCUGCCCAUGUUUGGUAGAACAGAA
Molecule: messenger RNA, 1382 nt
Organism: Salvelinus sp. IW2-2015
Lineage: Eukaryota; Metazoa; Chordata; Actinopteri; Salmoniformes; Salmonidae
Product: caveolin-2
Biological process (GO): cell differentiation; caveola assembly; regulation of cytosolic calcium ion concentration
Cellular component (GO): focal adhesion; sarcolemma; caveola
Molecular function (GO): molecular adaptor activity
Source: RefSeq, a predicted model, not a curated record